AUGCCUGAGGAAGUGCUCUCCAACGUGACGAGCGACUUUCGUGUCAGCAAUGUUGAUCAUAUCACGAUCCACGUAGAAAUCGAUAUCAAGAAGCGAGUAGAGGAUAUUGAGCACUGGAUAGAUGUUCCAUGCAUUCUGAUUCUCCUCAAUGUUGAUCAAAUCCUCAACCUCGUCGGCAUUUCUCUUGCCUGGAUUGGCUUUGUAGAGACAGAAUGCUUGGAAUUGAUAAACGAACUCGUCGAUUAUGUCCCAAAGCCAGACGUUUGGAAGCGAGAGUGGAAUAGGAUCCUUGCUGGAGAGAAGCUCAGAGAAGAGCUCUUGAUAGUUCAUGAACGAUUCGUAGCGAUGAACAAGGAGUGGUCCACGAGCGUUUCUUGCGUACAAUUGGCGAUAAUGGAAGUACCUCAAUCAGAGCGCGUCGAUGAGGUCGAUCUGUUCCUCAGCCAGCAAGAUGGGCAAAUUCAACGUCCAAAAGGGCCAAGUUGUAGGCAUCCGGCUCGUCAAAAGUGUACAAACUGUUUGCCGUUAGAUCCAUUCGACGAGGAAUACCUGAAAGACAAGGAUAUCAAGCAUAUGAGUUUCCAUGCUCAUGUCCGAAAGCUUCUCGGAUCCCACGGGAAGGGUACAACGCUGAAGAAGCCACUGGAGAAUCUUCGAUGCUCUUUGAAGCCGAACUGUGACGCUCACAAGCCGUUCCCGAAAGGAAUUUGCACGAAAUGCAAACCACAAGUGGUCACUUUAAAUCGUCAAAAGUUCCGUCAUGUUGAUAAUAUUCAAAUCGAAAAUCAGGAACUUGUCAACCAAUUUUUAGAUUAUUGGCGUUUAUCGGGACACCAGAGAGUUGGUUACUUGAUCGGACAGUACCAAACACAUCUUGAAGUGCCACUUGGUAUCAAGGCUACCGUCGCUGCGAUUUACGAGCCCCCACAACACUGCCGUGAGGAUGGAAUCGAAUUUUUGGAGGAUAAAAAUGCAAAAAUUGUUGAUAAACUGCUUGAAAUGCUCGGAUUACAACGUGUUGGAUGGAUUUUUACGGAUUGUUGGACAGCGGCGAGAGCAGAGGGAACUGUUCAUUAUACAAGACACAAGGAUUCGUUCUUCCUGUCGGCAGAGGAAUGUAUUACUGCAGGAAUGCUCCAAAACGCCCACCCGAAUAUCACCGACUACUCGAUGGAUCGCCACUACGGAUCGAAAUUCGUCACUGUCGUUGCGUCAGGUGACGAAUCGAUGCAUGUGAACUUCCAUGGUUAUCAAGUAUCGAAUCAGUGCGCCGCGAUGGUUGAAGCAGAUAUUCUUUGCCCUACUCUCUAUACACCCGAGUUGGCAUAUAUCCGUGAAACGCCACUUUCUGAAACACAUUAUAUCACCGAUGUUCAAUACUCUGAGAAAAAUGAGUAUGGAGCCGAGGUUCUGAAGAAUGGACGUCCGCUUCCUGUUGAAUAUCUUCUGGUUGAUGUGCCAGCUGGAAUGCCCAAAGAGCCACAUUACACAUUCCACGCGCCAGGAGCUAAUACAACUCGAAAAUUCCAUGUUGAGAAUCGUCAGGCGAUCGGACAGAUUCAAGGAGGAGCAAAUCUCACUCAGUAUUCUGGAGAGUUCUCGACGAAUCAAUUCUUGGAAUUGGCAACGAAUUUCCAUUUCCUUCUCUACCUGAUGACCAAUGAAAUGCAACAAAUUUCGGAUGAAUGGGUGAAGCGGUUGUGUGAGGCGGUGAAGUCUCAAGAUCGAGGAGCCGCUAUGGAUUGGGCACAAGAGUGCGAGGACUGGCAUCAGUUGAUGGCUAUGGCACAUGCGAAUGAUGGUGGAGGACAUGACGAUAUCCCAGUCAUCCCAGGAGCCGAACCUUACGAAGGAUCCGGUGGAGGUGGAAAUGGUGGUGCCACCUGGAACUGCAGUCAUUGCACAUUCCAAAACGAGGCGUCUUCAAGAGACUGCUCUAUGUGCGGACUGCCGGCUUCUGAUUAA
Molecule: messenger RNA, 1965 nt
Organism: Caenorhabditis remanei
Lineage: Eukaryota; Metazoa; Nematoda; Chromadorea; Rhabditida; Rhabditidae
Exons: 7
Coding region: 1-1965 (654 amino acids)
Biological process (GO): ubiquitin-dependent protein catabolic process
Cellular component (GO): nucleus
Molecular function (GO): ubiquitin protein ligase binding; ubiquitin binding
Source: RefSeq, a predicted model, not a curated record